Acanthaster planci (crown-of-thorns starfish) is the source of this 1103-nucleotide messenger RNA. RefSeq names its product hydroxysteroid 17-beta dehydrogenase 8 (gene hsd17b8). The record is from RefSeq and is a predicted model, not a curated record. Gene Ontology annotation, biological process: fatty acid biosynthetic process. NCBI's taxonomy places the organism in Eukaryota, Metazoa, Echinodermata, Asteroidea, Valvatida, Acanthasteridae. Gene Ontology annotation, molecular function: quinone binding; oxidoreductase activity, acting on the CH-OH group of donors, NAD or NADP as acceptor.
UUAUUCGUUGAUUGGUCUGCAGAUAACUAUGUCGAAGGUCAAAGUAAAAUCAACAUGGCGACGUCCUUGCAACUUUUUGGAAGAGUUGCUCUUGUUACUGGGGGUGGUAGUGGCAUUGGGCGGGCUGUGUGUGAACUCUUUGCCAAAAACGGGGCAAGUGUAGUGGCAGCUGAUAUUAAUCUCGACAGUGUCAAAACUACAGUAGGGAAACUCACAGCUGAUGACAACAGGUUGUCUGGCACCCAGUCACAUCAUGCCUUUGCCUUGGAUGUCUCGGACAAAGUUGCUGUUCAGAGCCUGGUGAAGAACGUAUCAGAACUGUACCAGCAGCCGGCAAGCAUAUUGGUCAACUCGGCAGGAAUCACCCGGGAUAAAACGAUGAUGAAGAUGGAGGAAAAAAACUUUGACAAAGUCAUUGAUGUUAAUCUCAAGGGAACUUUCCUAGUGACGCAGGCUGUCAGCAAAGCUAUGAUUGAGCACAGAACUACAGAUGGUUCUAUCGUCAACAUUGCCAGUAUAGUUGGAAAGUACGGUAAUGUGGGCCAGUGCAACUACUCAGCAUCCAAGGCAGGUGUGGUGGGCUUCACUAAAACAACGGCCAGGGAACUGGGCAGGUACGGCAUCAGAUGCAAUGUGAUCUUACCUGGGUUCAUCAAAACACCAAUGACGGACGCUGUGCCGAUACAAAACCUGAGUUUGAUCAGGCAGUUCAUCCCCUUAAAGAGGGAGGGUGAACCCUCGGAGGUAGCCGAGGUCUGUUUAUUCCUGGCUUCAAAAAGGAGCAGUUACAUGACUGGGGCUGAAGUAGAAGUGACCGGUGGGCUGGUGAAUUGAUCGUGAUGGCCACUACCGGCUGGGUACAUCUCAUCGGCUGUUUAGCGAGGAAGCCAUCACUGUCAAGCCUAGCUGCAGUCAUCUUUGCUGUCUUACAGCUUUGCUCCUCUGUUGAUGAAACAGGUCAUGAAAGUUAAAACGGGUAGAUCUUGAAUGUACAAUUUUGAUUCUGUAUGUGUCUUUCAUAUCUAUCUAAUGAGGCAUCGCAGCAAAAGAAAUUUCAAAAAUGGGUUGAGAGAUUAAAUGACUUAGCUUAUUUUGUAAGAACA